Fusarium oxysporum Fo47 is the source of this 1272-nucleotide messenger RNA. Its product is annotated as beta-lactamase/transpeptidase-like protein. Lineage: Eukaryota; Fungi; Ascomycota; Sordariomycetes; Hypocreales; Nectriaceae. The record is from RefSeq and is a predicted model, not a curated record. The transcript has a single exon. The coding region runs from base 61 to 1200 and encodes 379 amino acids.
CAUGAAAGCCCCGUCAAGAAUACGAACAGCAUCACAACCCCGAGGCCAUUACACAGCAAAAUGACUGAGAUUCACGGCACCUGCGACCCCAAAUUUCACGGGGUUCGCGAUCUUCUCGAGAAGUACAUCGAGUCGGGUGAAGAGAUUGGUGCGUCAAUCACAAUUGAUAUCGACGGCAAAGAAGUGGUGGAUAUCUGGGGCGGAUACGCAGACGAGAAGCGAACCAAGCCAUGGGAAGAGAACACUAUUGUUAAUGUCUUUUCCUGUACAAAGACAAUCACCAGUCUUGCAGUUCUCAUCUUGGUUGACAGAGGAAUGAUCGAUGUCAAUGAGCGCGUCUCACACUACUGGCCCGAAUUUGAGCAAAAUGGCAAACAAGAUGUUCUGGUCAGGCAUCUGCUGGGGCAUACGUCUGGGGUCUCCGGCUGGGAAGAACCACUGUCGACUGAAGACAUGUAUGAUGUUGAGAAGACGACUGCGAUGUUGGCGCGGCAAGCUCCGUGGUGGACUCCCGGAACGGCAUCUGGAUAUCAAGCUUUGUGCUCGGGGCAUCUGCUUGGAGAACUCAUCAAGCGUGUUUCUGGGAAGUCACUGCGCGAGUUUGUAGACACUGAGAUCGCAAGUGUCUUGGAUGCAGACUUUCAGAUUGGCGCGGCGGAGCAGACCUGGGACCGCAUCUCUCCCAUCGUUCCCCCGGACUUUACAGGAAUUACACCAGAGUUUGAAGAGGGAUCCGUCCAAGCCAAGACGUUGCUCAACCCACCACUUGACCCCAAUUCUGUGAACACCAGGCCUUGGAGACAAGCUGAACUAGGCGCCGUGAACGGCCACGCCAACUCCCGGUCACUGGCCCGGAUUCUCUCCGCCAUUACAAUGGGUGGCUCAACCCGAGGCAAGAAGCUUCUAUCAGAGGAGACAAUCAAGUUGAUCUUUCAGGAGCAGUUUGCUGGAAAAGAUUUGGUCCUUGGGCUACCAUUCAGACUUGGCAUUGGAUAUGGAAUCACGCCUUCUCCGGCCCUUCCCUGGAUUCCAGAGGGCAAUAUCUGUUUCUGGGGCGGUUGGGGCGGUUCGACUAUCAUCAUGGAUCUAGAUAGGCGUAUGACGAUCGCUUAUGCCAUGAAUAAGAUGGGUGGAGGACUUGUUAGUAGUGAUCGGGCUGAGGCUUAUGGGAGAGCUAUUUACCGAGCGUUGGGUAAGUAACUACCUAGUACUUUGAUGUUUUGUAUUUAAGUGCCAGUGCUUGUAUAAAAUAUAAUAGCCAGUGAAUUUGUG